AUGCGGGUCAACGUAGCUCGGGUGUGGGAGGAUGCGGAUUAUGCCAGGGUCAAAAACAUGUGCGAGACUAGUCAAGGAUGGCAAGAGGUUUACAAGAAGAAGAGUAUUUCCAUUUUUACCCAGUCAGUCCCAUGCAGCAACUAUCACAUGAUUAAGGCAGUGGCAAAGUAUACAGACGUACAGCCGAGUGUUGCCUACGAUGUGCUGCAUGAUUCGACGUACCGCUUCACACUGGGAUCGACAUAUGGCAGCACAGUGCUACAUAGGACGAAUAAAUCCGAACAAUGA
This is a messenger RNA of Ostertagia ostertagi, 288 nucleotides long. Lineage: Eukaryota; Metazoa; Nematoda; Chromadorea; Rhabditida; Trichostrongylidae. The record is from the annotation of a GenBank genome assembly.